AUGACCACAUGUGAGCAGAGCUGCAGCCCUCGAAGAGCUGCGUGGCUGUGGCUUCUUGUGCUGGAAAAAUGGCUUGCCUGUGAUCAGAAAACUGUUCCAGUUGCUCUCCAGAGAGAAACUGAAUUUUUAUUGCUCUUGGAAGAACUACAGAGAGAUAUCUCUGAGGAAGUUCUAAAAGAGCUGUUUGAAGCAUUUGAGUGCACCCAAGAGACGCGUACCGCAGAUCGGGCAAGAAAAGAUGGCCAUUCUCACAGGUUCACUUUGGGUGCUGUUUCAGCUCUCCGGAAGCUUUUGCUGCGAGCUCCCCAGAAGGCACAAGCCCUGCUGGAGUUCCUCUGCGGGGAACAAGGCGCACACAGCUCCUUGCUCCAGCAGUAUUCCUGUCUGCAGUAUAUCUUUGUUGACUUUCUUCGCGAAUCCUUAAAAUCUCUGCAGAGGCUUCAGUGCAAUUCUGAGAUUCCAGCAGAACUGGAUCAAAGAGAACUAGUAGAUACAGUUUAUGGUGCUCUUACUAUGAUGAAUUUUGAUCUGGAACAUCAGACCGAUGAAAUUCGGCAACUCUUCAGGGAGCUCUUGGAUGCGUGUUGGGCUGAAGGGAGCCCGCUGCGGGAGGAGAAGUUACUAAGCUGCAUGCUGAGGAAACGGAACUACAGCCUGUUAAACAUGUAUAGCAGUGUUCUUGUAGACAGAACAAGAGAAAGAUUUCUGGUGUCAAAAUCAAAAGGCUCAUCUGAGCAGCUGGAUACAGAGAGAGCAGUGAUGACUCUGUUCUCAGAUCCCAAAGAGGCUGCUUCUUGGAAGACUGCCUACUUCUAUUGCUUGAGCAGCAGUAAGCACUUUCUGGAGCAGAUUCUGGUGACUGCUUUAACCUUACUGAAAAGAGAAGACUUCUCAGGCCUGAACAGUUUACUGAGGAGGGAAUUCAACCCUCUCAGUCGCCUUUUGAUAUUGCUAGGAUGGACUCACUGUCGUAGCUUGGAAUCCGCAAAAGCAUUGCUGUGGACUCUUCACAAAACUCAGGAUCUGUGCAAUGAUUUGGUGUUAAAAGAUUUCUGUGAUGGACUCUGGGCUCAAGUGGAAGUUCUUGAAUGGUGCAUACAGCAAAACAGUAUUACUAUCCCAAAGAAGGUUCUUCUGCACCACCUGCAUAGUCUAGAUUGCCACACUGCAGUAUAUUCUCUUCAUCACCUCACUAAUCUACUGGCACUGAAUGAAGAUGAUGUAAUUGAGCUUCUUCAAAAGGUUCCUUCUAGAGACCAACAGAUGCAGGCAGCGCCGGUUCCAAACGUGCUGAGUCAGCGGCGCAACGUGGCGCUGCUGCGGGCGUUCUGCGCCAUGAAGUACGCGAUCUACGCGCUCUGCGUGAGCGCGCACCGGCGCGCCAGCUGCACGGACUGCGUGCGCGGCCUCCUCCGUGGUGGCCCUGAAGACCCAACUUCUCCCGGGGAAGCGGCAGGGGAUGGGCCUACCUUCUCAGAUUGCUCAUCAGUCUUUCCCCAAUAUCUUGUGAAAUGUCAGCAUUUCUUAAGGAGUGUUCCUGCUCCCCUGCGCCUGGAACUUCUGGAGAACAUCUUCUCCUUGCUUUUUGUUUCCUAUAGUGACCUUCACACAGAGAAUCUCCAACCUGAGGACUAUGCAGAGGAUGAUGAUCUUGACAAGAAGAGUUCUACUGUGAGUGUAGAAGGCAGUACUAGUCGACAGUCUUCCACUUCAGAAAGUCCACAGCACCAAAUAGAGGCUGACAAGAAAUUAGAGAGGCACCUGCUAGAUGCUCAGAGAGUGCACUCAGAUACUCAGGCUUUUUCUGACUCAGAGCUGAGCAGCAAAAGCUGUAAAUCUUCUCAGCAGAGCUACCUGGAUCUGAAACACUUCACCAGUGGUGUCACUGGAUUUUUAGUGGAUGAUGUGGCCAUGGAUGCCUUCCUCACGUUGCUCCUCAACCACCUGGAAGAAAUUCAGAGUUCACUCCCAUGGGACUCCAGUAAUGUCCUUCGUGAAGAGCUGGAGCUUGUCGAGUGCUUGAAUCUUUCUGCAAGCAGAGAAAGUUUUGGGAAUCGUGUAUUGCAGUUUUCCAAAUACCUUUCUGAAGCUCACUGGCGAUACAAAGUGGUGAUGAGUAACAGAAAUGCAGAACAUCAGCUUGCAGCAUCCAGACGAUAUUCCUCUUUAAGCAGAUGCUCCAGCUUAAGGAAGCGAAGUAGAUCGCAAAGCUGCAAGACAGGGCAAGAGGGAACUUCCAGUCCGUUGUUAGAAACCACAAGUAGCGAGCUAAGCACCACCAGCACCUCAGAGGGAAGUACCAAUAAUGUGUCUGGCUGGAGUGAUUUGGAAAGUAGGAUGAGACCACAGCAGCAAAACUCCCUGAUUCCUAUGAUGCUUUCCCCACCAGAAUCACUCCUAGUUUCUUGUGUUUUGAGAGGAAAUUUCAUAGAAGCCCAUCAGGUGGCUUUGAUGUUUAAUCUGGAGAGUUCAUCUUGCUAUGGUGAGUUGGUUUUCAUGGAGCGCUACCAAGAGGUGGUACGAGAGAUGGCCAGAGUGGAGCACAACAUUGAGAAUCAAACAUCAGAUGGCACUGGAGGCAUCCGGAAAUCGGGCAGUGGCCGUUCAACACUCCAGGCUAUUGGAAAUGCAGCAGCAGCUGGCAUGGUAUUUUAUUCCAUCUCGGAUGUUACUGAUAAAUUGCUUGCAACUUCUGGAAGUCUUGCCCCAUCUCUCCAAGAAAACUUCUGGACUAGCAGCCUGCAGCUCGAGCAUACUGAUCCUCUGCGGGAAGUCCUUGAGGACCUCAGUCCUUCAGCAAUGGCAGCAUUUGACUUGGCUUGUACUCAGUGCCAUCUUUGGAAGACUUGUAAGCAGCUUUUGGAAACAGCAGAAAGAAAACUGUACAGUAGCUUUGAAACUCGGGGCCACAGACUGGACUUUGUUUUACUGAAUCCUGAAGGUCUAAAAGGUUUUCCAACAGUUCUUCAGCAAAUCAGUAAAAUUCUCAACUAUUUCUGCACAUCACAAGGGCAGUCCAAGUCAGAUAUCUCAGAUGAGAAAAGUAGUCCUUUUCGAUACAGUAUUGUAGACCUUCUGCAGGCUUGCUACCCCGCCUUGACUGAAGAGAGCAUUACUAAUGAGAUUGUUUUAUCCCAAAAUCUCGACCAAGUUCUAAAAGCACUGACCCGUAUUGAACAUUCUGUUGACUCUAAAGGGAGCCUGCUUAGCAGCUUGUACAUCCAAACCACGCCAGAGAGCAACACAAAGACAAACUUUCUGAAGACCUUCUUUGACUAUGUUACCACACUGGCUACUGUUGUAUUGCGAAGCCUGAAUGCAGACCUAGAUCCAUCUGCAGAAGUGAAAGUGGGGAAUCCUUUUAUACUGUUACAGCAGAGUCCAUCUCACCUGCUCUCCCAACUUGUGUUUGAGAAACAAGUUCAUCCUGACAGGCUUGCUACCCUUUUGGCUAAAGAAGAUUUGAACUUGAAUGUGCAGCAAGUUAUUGUUAACUGUUGUUGUGAGCCGCUCUCCUUGUGCAGUGCAAGACAAAACAACCAGAAAAUAUGCCUUCUGGCAAACAUAAGAAACCUAGCACACCUCUAUGCCUGCAACUGCUUGCCAGAUGUUGAAAUACCCAUCCACAGUCCUGAAAGAGCCUCUGAUGGGGCCUGCACACUGAUCCCAUCCUCCGUGGCUGACUUGAACCAGAACACACUCACUGCCUCCUCCCUGGACUUCCUAAAGUCUCAGUCAAGGCUCAUGGCCACAGUGGCAUGUUUAAGUGCAGCUAGCGUACAGGAAACUCCCAGAUCCAGUUUAUCAUGGAUGGAAUUUUGGGGCAAACGGGAGGUGCCACUAGGUAUGGAACAGAUUUCCAGGGAGUGCGAGGCCUUGUUGAAGGAAUUCUCAUUCCUGGAGCGAUUUCUUCUUAUGAUGUUUGAGCCACUUCGAAAUCCGCAGGAGGAGGGCAGCAGUUUGGCCAGUGUCCUCUGUGGCAAGGCACACAUGUCCCUGGUUCUCCUAGGAUUGCAUUCCUCCACAGCUGUUGAGGUGCUAAUGGCGGUCUUGGAAAAAGCACUUGCAGCAAAGGACUGGGCCAGAGCUCUAGAGGUCUUGGAUCUGUACAGCCAGGGUAUGGAGGAGCUGGCCAGUGUGAAGGAUGCUGUGCUGAGCUGUGCGGCUGCUGACGGUAAAGAUGGUUGGCAGUACUUGUUCCCAGUAAAAGAUGCAACACUUAGGAGUAGGCUGGCUCUGCGCUGUCUAGACACAUGGCCCCUUGAUGCCUGUUUGGAAAUCCUGUCUUAUUGUGCCUCAGAUUUGGACAUAACUGAUGAACUAAAAUCCACUCUGCAGAGCAAGAAGAAAGAACUGCAGGUUUAUCAGAAGAUAAUGAAUUUGCAAAAUGAACCACUGUGGAGCGAUUGGCAGGAUCUGAAAAGAGCCUGCACUGAUGAUCCUCAAACCAUCAUGGAUAUCAUUCUGAAGGCAAAGGAUUAUGAGUUGUGUGAGGAAUGGGGCCACUUGUAUCCUGUCCCAAGAGAAAAUUUAAUAAGCUUUCACCAAGAACACCUUCUCCAUUUACUGGAGAUGGGAGACAUGGAAAAAGCCUUGAAGCUCUUGCAAAGAAUAGAAGACCCUGAUAUUUGCCUUGCCAUCAGUGAGCAGUCUCUUGAUCAGCGCCCCAGCUUGGCGGCCUCUCACUUCCUGGCCGAUUACCUCACGACUCACUUCUACGGGAACCUGACAGCUGCUCGCCAUAAUGAAAUUCAGGCUCUCUACAUGGGGUCGAAAGUGUUGCUGACUCUACCCGAGCUCUACCGUGUUAACUACUUCCACCUCUCCUCCAGGCCACUGCUCAUGCUGGAGCAGCUCCUCAUGAAUAUGAAAGUGGACUGGGUAGCUGUGGCUGUGCAGACACUACACCAGCUCUUAGCUGGACAGGAAAUUGGUUUUGCUGUAGAAGAUAUUGAUAACUUGCUCUCCAAGUAUGCAGAAAAAGCCCUUGACUUCCCUUUCGCAUUAAAAGAAAAGAGAUCAGAUUCUGUCAUACGUAUCCAAGAGAGUCUCAGUCAAAUAUUGGAGUGUGAAGCACUGUCUAAAUCAGCAUCACCAGAACCAUCUUAUGCCAGCUUUAGUGGCAUUACUACGUCUGCAAGUUCCAGAGAUAGAAGCCUGCAGCAGAAUUUGCCUCCUCAAGAAUUUGUACCACCUGAGAAGCCACCACCAAAACAGCAAUGGAUACCCGAUGACACUGAAAUGAUCUGUAUGGUCUGCAAAACUGAACGCUUUACUAUGUUCAACAGGCGUCAUCACUGCAGGCGCUGUGGCAGGCUAGUGUGCAGCUCUUGCUCCACCAAGAAAAUGGCAGUAGAAGCUUGCAGAGAAAAUCCAGCUCGUGUAUGUGACCAAUGCUAUAGUUUCUACAAUAGGGAACAUCCACCUGACUCUGUACAAGACACAAGCAUCACAAAAGAAGAUCAGGACCAACUGGAAGAAAUAUCUACUAACAAAUACGCCACAGUGGUGCAAAUUCCUGAGACAACUGAGCUUGAAUGGAUUAUUUCCCUGAAUGAAGAGGAAAAUGAAAUUGUACGCAGUGAAUUUUACUAUGAGCAGGCUCCCAGCUCUUCCUUAUGUAUUGCCAUCCUCGGUCUGCACAGUGAUAGUGUGGUGUGUGGCCACCAGCUGAUAGAGCACUGCUGCAAACUGUCCCAAGGGCUGACUAACCCGGAGGUGGAUGCAGGACUGCUUAUGGACAUCAUGAAACAAUUGCUUUUCAGUGCCAAAAUGAUGUUUGUAAAAGCUGGAAGGAGCCAGGAUCUAGCUCUCUGUGACAGCUAUAUCAGCAAAGUGGAUGUGUUGAAUAUUUUGGUUACUGCUGCCUACCGUCCUGUGCCAUCUUUGGAUCAGAUUCUUCUCCCUGCAGCAGUAACAAGACUAAGAAAUCGUCUUUUGGAAGCAGAGUAUUAUCAACUAGCUAUAGAGGUUUCUACAAAAUCCGGGUUGGAUCCAAGUGGAGCAUGGCAUGCCUGGGGCAUGGCUUGCCUUAAAGCUGGAAAUUUAAGUGCAGCAAGAGAGAAGUUCAGCCGAUGCCUAAAGCCACCUGUGGAUCUAAACCAGCUGAACUAUGGUUCAAGGUUGAUCCAAGAAGUGAUACAGUAUCUGGAGUCCACAGUGAAGCCCAUACACAUUGUGGAUGAUGACUACUUUGCCACGCUCAGGGAACUUGAAGCAACACUGAGAACAAGAAGUCUGUCUCUGGAGCUCGUGUGCGAGGGGAAGAUUCAGCACAACAGUUACUACCAGGAGUGCUUGUUCUACCUUCACAGUUACGGCACUAAUCUAGCAAUAAUAAGCUUUUACAUGAGGCAUGACUGUAUGCGAGAAGCACUGCUCCACUUGCUAAAUAAGGAAUCCCCAGCUGAGGUGUUCAUUGAAGGGAUCUUCAUUCCAAGUUAUGAAAGUGGAAAACUGCAUAUGUUGGAGAACUUACUAGAAACCAUUGAUCCGGGAUUGGAGAGCUGGGGUUCCUACUUGAUUGCAGCCUGCAAACACUUGCAGAGAAAGAACUAUUACCAUAUCCUAUAUGAGCUGCAGCAGUUCAUGAAGGAUCAUGUCCGUGCUGCCAUGACCUGCAUUAGGUUUUUUACUCACGGAGCAAAGUCUUACACAGAACUGGGAGGCAAACAGGCGUGGCUCCUGAAGAUCAAGGAUCACCUCAAAGUCUACCUGCAAGAGGUCUCGAGAAGUUCAGGGAGGAAAAAAGUGGUAUUCACCUUCCGGAAAAAAAUGUCUGCUACAGAUGUGUCAAGGCACAUCAAUACAGUUGAGUUGCAAAUGGAAGUAACAAAGUUCCUGCAUCAAUGUGAGAGCUCAGGAACCUCUCAAAUGACAGAUCCUUCCCUGCCUACACUCUUUGGAAACAAUAACAUGAAAAUGGAUGUUGCUUGCAAGGUCAUGCUUGAAGGAAAAAACAUUGAGGAGGGAUUUGGGAUUGCAUUCAGAGUCCUUCAGGACUUCCAACUGGAGGCUACGGAAGUGUACAGCAAAGUGGCCAAGCAGCUGGUGAAGCAGCAGAAGUACAGCGAGAUCCGGCAGCUCCUCAAAUGUGUCAACGAGUCUGGAGCUGCGGCCAAGAACGAUGGGGAUAACAUCAUCCUAAACUGUCUAACACCUUUUUCCUUUUCUUUGAUGCAGGAUCUUGAUAAUCUGAUUCAGGAUAUGGACAGUGAUGAAAACAAAAUCCAGGCCUACCUGAUGUGCAACAAGCUGCGCUCAGCCUACCUGGUGUCGGUGCGGCAGGAGGCGGCACGCGCGGUGCAGCUGGUGCAGCACGUGCGGCAGCUGGCGCAGCGCGGCGGCGACGACAUCGUGCAGGCCAUCGGCGCCCAGUGGCUCCUGGGCCACCAGCCCCGGGCCAGAGGCCGGCAGGCCCAGGGCAGCAGGAAGUAG
This is a messenger RNA of Tinamus guttatus (white-throated tinamou), 7437 nucleotides long. The record is from RefSeq and is a predicted model, not a curated record. NCBI's taxonomy places the organism in Eukaryota, Metazoa, Chordata, Aves, Tinamiformes, Tinamidae.